UUCAUUUGCGGGACGGUUGAUGAUAUGCUCUUCCUUGGUGGAGGUAUUGCAAUUGCCCCUAAAGUUGUCAAUGUGAUCCAUGCAAUGGUGGAUCAGAAAAAGAAGGAUAUGAGUAUGUCGGCGCUGAUUGCCUCACACAGGCAGCAUGUGAACUGUAUUCGGGGGAAGAGACCAAAAGUGAGGGAAGUUCUUCUGAGUCCGUGAUAUCCUUCUCUGAUGCUGAUUUGGAGGGGGUAGAUCUUCCUCACAACGAUUUUCUGGCGAUCUCCUUAAACGUGGGUGAUCACCAGGUGGACAAGGUCCUUAUGGAUCCGGGCAGCUCGGUUAAUGUAAUGUACAAAAAAUUGUUUGAGGAGCUCAGGGUGAAGCCGGAGGACCUCCAGCCAACCAGUACACGGAUGUGUGGAUUCGACGGGAUGGUAGUGGCGCUCAAGGGGCAAGUGUCGCUUCGAAUUUGUGUAGAGCAAGUAACAGUACGGACAGAGUUUCUGGUGGUAGAUGUAUAUUCUUCAUACAAUGCUAUUGUCGGUACAAGCUGGCUUCAUGAUAUGAAGGCAGUACCCUCAACUUACUACCAGGUAGUCAAGUUUCACCCCAGUAUUGGGAUAAAAGCUAUCCGAGGUGAUCAAAAGGUCUCAAAGGAGUGCCUCAUGAUUGAAGUAAAGGGGAAGGAAAAUGCCGUGAAGAUUGUUGCUGCUUCUGGUAUCGCUGAUGGUUGUAUGAGAUCGGACAGUGGACCUAUAGCCGUGUUCGAUUCCGCUGAGCUUGCAGAUGAGCACUAUUUCUUAUCCAAGGAGUUCAUUUGCGGGACGGUUGAUAAUAUGCUCUUCCUUGGUGGAGGUAUUGCAAUUGCCCCCAAAGUUGUCAAUGUGAUCUAUGCAAUGGUGGAUCAUAAAAAGAAGGAUAUGAGUAUGUCAGUGCUGAUUGCCUCGCACAGGCAGUAUGUGAACUGUAUUCGGGGGAAGAGACAAAGAGGUGAGGGAAGUUUUUCUGGGUCCUCGAUAAACUUCUCUGAUGAUGAUUUGGAGGUGGUAGAUCGUCCUCACAACGAUUUCUGGUGA
Molecule: messenger RNA, 1061 nt
Organism: Camellia sinensis
Lineage: Eukaryota; Viridiplantae; Streptophyta; Magnoliopsida; Ericales; Theaceae
Source: RefSeq, a predicted model, not a curated record